Molecule: messenger RNA, 6024 nt
Organism: Columba livia (rock pigeon)
Lineage: Eukaryota; Metazoa; Chordata; Aves; Columbiformes; Columbidae
Product: inositol 1,4,5-triphosphate receptor associated 2
Exons: 13
Coding region: 4425-5564 (379 amino acids)
Cellular component (GO): endoplasmic reticulum membrane
Source: RefSeq, a predicted model, not a curated record
AGGGGAGUGGGGUUUAGAGGAAGAACUGGUUAAACUUGAUAUUUCUUAUUUAAAUCUGCAUUUUCUCUGUUUGGCCAGGGCCUUCUGUCUAUGUCACGUUUCUGUUUUUUAAUGUGGUGAUGAUGAUGCUUCCCAGUGCAAGGUUAUUAGGUACUAUGGGGUGACUGUUCCCAAAUUUCUACCCUCUGUCCUUGAAAACACCCACUGGAGACCUGGUCUGGGCACCUUCUGGUCAGAGGGCUGGAAAGAUAAAAUGGGAGAGAGCCAAAUGCUUGAUAUAUUUGCAUAGCAGUGAGUUAGUGGCUGAGUAUAUUGGAGUUAUUGUAUGGCUGCCCAAAAUGUGACAUAAAUAGAAAUUGUGCCCUGAUUGUCAAGGUCUGAGCCCGCUGUUCUGGCUUUAUUAGGCAGCAGGCUGCAGUCUCUGCAGUUUCCCUGCAAAGCCUCUACCAAGUGACCUCUGUGUCCUUGUCCCUGUGCUCUGCCUGGUUGUCCGUCUCAUAAAGAUGAGCAAGGACAGUCUCGUCUCCAAAAUUCACCUGGUUGUCAGCUUCUUGAUGUCCUUGCCGAAGAACGGGAAGCUGCCGCGUGUGUGUACUAGAGCACCGCGGGGCUGCCCUGCCGCCUCUGGGCCCAGCAGCAGCACGGGCGCUGGAGCUCUUACAACUGCUCCCUGGUCUCUUUUGGCGAUGUUCGCCUUUGGACAGGCCCUUCUUGGCUGCCAUGCGCAGCUUGCGCUUCCAACUGAUCUGGAAAUACUGGGAGCUGUGUUUUGGGCCAGCCUGUGUGGAUUCUGCAAGAAACAGUAGUCGUGCAGGGACUGGCUUCACAGACCGCAAGGGGGGUUCCCGCUCUGCUGGGGCCGUGAUGCUGGCUUUUGGAAAGAGACUUUUUAGCCCUGUGUUUGCUCUUGGCUGCAGCUUACCGUGUGCUGUGGGCUCCUCUGGGUGUACACGCACAAUACAGGCACGUCGGGAGAGCUGGAGGCAAACACUGGAACCACCAGCCACACUGGGGCAGAACGCUUGUUUGUGUGGUGGUCGGUACCAACCACACAGAAAACUGUACUUCUGACUCCUCUGACUCCCUCAAGAAGUCUAAAAUCACAGCACAAAGAGGUGCAUGUGGCAUAAACGCCAGAUUUUAGAGCUCAGUGGAGCGCCGGGAGAGCCGCGGCUGGGCUGGUCCCGGUUGUGAUUUCUCACGGAGCUGGUGAACCGGGAGGUCUGGAUGUUCGUCGUGGAGGUUUCCCAGGCUGUAUGUAGAAGGCACUGUAUCAUUUUCAGCCCAUAUACUUGUGAUAUUUGACAGUGGUUCUUUAGCUGCUUCCUCUUCUGUUUGGAUAGAUUUACCUUCUUCAUGGUAGGGAGGGGAAUUCCCUUUUUGGCCUAAUAGCUGUUUGUCUUUAAGGAAAUUAAUUUUAUCUGUUAUCUGUCCACUCCGCUGCCUCCUCAUCCUCCCACGGUGACCUUUCUGACCCAGCCCAUGAGCAGACACUCUGUUCUCCAAGUGCCCCGUGGUGCCAUCACUGGCAGCAGGGAACCCGCUGGGUGGGCAGGGGCGGGUGCUGCACCUGUGGGCGCUGGUGCUGAGCGCCAGCGCUGCACAGCAGCCGGAGCAGCUCCGACACCUGUUGGAAAGGGCUGAGCUCGGCGGCUGCCCUGGAAAUGGCCCAAACCCGUCGCGCAGGGGCUGCAGCCCCGUCAGGCAGGUGCUGUGUCCCCUCCCGCCGCGUGCUGGGCUGGUGCGGUCACCCUGCUUCUCCCCAGAGGUGACCACGCUGUAGUGAUAACCUGAUCAUCACGUGCCCGCAAACCCCAACAUGCUGGUGCAGUUUUGCAUUGAAAUGUGGUGGCUGUGACCCCCAGAUGUGAGGCUGAACUGCUCAGGGGAAGGCUCAGCAGUGUGCUGGGUUUGUUUUCUUCCAACCUGGAAUUUAAAACUGAACCAAAAGAAGCAAAAUCCAUCUUUCUCCUCUGUUGGUUUGUUGUUUGUUUGUGGGUUUUCUGUUGUGUUGUUUUGGUUUUUGCCAACAACCUUUUAAUCAAAUAAGGGAACUGUAUUUUCCGCAUGUUGUCUGGUGGCCGCCAGGUCCCUGUCAGCUGGGGAGAUCAGGGCCACAUGAAGAUGAAUUUGCUGGAGGGCUGGGGUGUUGCUUUAUGGUUGGGCCCCCUGCACAGACCUAAUAAAUCACAUUUGCCACAUCAGCAGUAGCAGCCAGUGUCGGUCUGAGCAGCUUUCCUCCGGUCAGUGGAUAAUCCGGAUGACCGCGGUCCCUGCGAUCUGAGCUGCGCGUUCAGCCCUGGGGACGCUGCCGGGACCCCGCGGAGGCGCGAGGGGAAGGCAGAGCCCCCGCAGCCCCGCCCGCCGCCCCGGACCAGAGACCUCCCGGCGCACUCGUCCCCGGCAAACAGGUCUGUGCAUGGGCAGUUGGGCUCCGUUUGCUUGUCUGAGGCCCUGUGAAACCCGGAUUGUAGUCACAGUGCUCCCAGGUUUAAAAAGAAUACACAAAAACCCCUGGGUGCUUUUAGAGGCCGUGAGAAUGAGCUGAUUUGCAGAGGGGCAUUGCCUCUUAGCGCACCCUUAGCGUGUGGGGGGAACGGAGGAGAUUUUGAGCAGAAAGUACUGUAUUUUAGGCAAAGGCAGAGGAUGUGUAAGAAUGUAAGGCAGAGGGUGACAGUGCCAGUCUGGCUCUCAGCAGGUCUGGUAUCUUGCUGGUGCUGGUGAUGUGAACUUAAGAUGUGCUAAUUGUCACUAAUUGGUGCUAAUCAUGCACACCACAGCUUGUGUUGCCAGGUAUGUGUGUUACAGGGAAGACAGCAACUUAUCCUUCCCCUGAGGUGACCGAUGGUGUCUCAGCAGCUCUGCGUCUGGGUCUGGUGUGGGCAGCAGGGGCUCGUCCCGAGGGGGAAACCCCCCCUUGAGGCUCUGAGGAAGUCUGAAGCCCGAGCUGGUGGGGGCUGUUACUGGUGCCCAUGUCGGAGCCUCACCCCCGGUGGCUCGGCUCAGCUCAGCUCCCGCUUCAGUGCUGCACGUGGGCUCCCAGGGCUGGAGAUGCGUUUGCCGGCCGAUCUCCGGGGGAUUAUGAGAUUUGCAGACCCCAAGGACCCGCUUUGUUCCUCGCUGUGCAGCAGGGAACCCAGGCACGGGGGCCAAGAGCAGCUGCCAGCCUGGUCCUCCGUAGCGCUGAGCAGCAGGUCUGACUCGUGUAAGCUCAUCAGGGGAAGAAAGCGGCUUUGGAGGAUGUGACGGAUUUGAGCAAAGGGGUCGGGCAGGGGAAGGGCCACUGAGGGUGAUGAGUGGCGGAAUGUGGGGCUGCCCGAGGGGCAGAAGUGAGGGGGGGUCCUGGGCAGUGCAGCUUUUCUGCAUCAGUACGAUGCUACAGGGGGCUCCUCAUCAGCCACCCCAUUUAGCCUGCUGCUGUGCCCCCAUGAAGGCACGGGGGGAUCCCUCGUCUCCGUGGAGGUCCUGAGCACCACCCAGGGAGCGGGUGCAGGAUCUGGCCCCGUGCCGAGAGCAGAGGUGUCCUGGCCACCUGCAAACUGGCCCCCCCCCGGCCGCACAGGGAGCUCCCGGCCGCUCUCGCACAUGUCCUUUAAAGGCCUUCUGGCGUCCAGCGCUCCCCUGGCAGCUCCCGCUGCCACAGAUGUGAUCGCUCUCUCCUCCGGGGAGACUCUGCCGCCAGCAGCCUGUGCCGUGUGGGGCCCCGGCACCCCGACCCGCUGUCUGCCGGCUGCACCGAGCGCCCCGACCCCUGGGUCUGCCGGGCGCCCACAGCGCUGAGUGCCGGCUCCAAGCUGCGUGGCCCCAGCGUCUGCCUUCGGCUUCUUGAGACAAGUUCAAGUAGGUAAUGACCUGGGGAGCGUUUGGUAAAGUCGCCGAGACGAGGGGAAGUGCUCGGUCUGGCUUCCCGGGGGUUAUUUAUGCCACACCGGGCAAACAAGUUGCGUGUCUCCAUAUUUCCAUCCCCAAAACACAGACAGGGAGCGAGUGUCUGCGCAGCUGAGCUGCAGUAGAUGAGCAGGGUCUGCCCUGGCUGGUGCGGCACGAGCGCCAUGCAGCAGGGACCAGGGAGCGCUCUGGUGCUCGCUGCUGUGACAAGUUGGGCUGGUCCCUGGUGGCUCCUGAGGAGCCGGGGCAGGCUAGCGGGAGCGUCCGCCCUCAGCACUGUGCACUUAUGGGGCUUGUAGCGAAUUCCUCAUUCUCCCUGUGCCCUCCUGAAUCCCAGCAGCAUCUCCUGAACCCUAGCAGGCCUCCCCCCUCUUUUCCCACAAAUGCCUCCACGCUGAGCAGAGGAGCUUGGAGCUCCUGCUGAGUGAGAAAACACUUUAAAAAUAUAACAUUUAGAGGCGUUCUCCCAUCUGCACGCAGCUAAUACAUGUCUUUUACGAUAGGUGUGCUGGUCCGGGAGCCUCCAUGCUUUGCAGAUGAAGCCGCUCGCAGGGACCUCGCUGGGAGAGGGGGACGAGGAGGCGCAGGGACCCGCCCAGGGCCGGCGACGGCGGCAGCGGCAGAGGACGCCCCGCCGGCCCAGCAGCUCGCCCCGGAGGGAGCAGGAGGCACAGCUGGCCGAGCUCCCCAUGGCUCCAGAUGAAGGGAGGAUGAGCAGCCCCCUGGUGCAGCCAGAUGGGGUUUUGGCCGGGAGCAAGCGGAGCGUGGAGCAUGUCAGUGAGGUGCCAGGCACAGGCGGGCAGGAGCUGGCUGUGCACCCCGGGGACGGUGACGGCACUGAGGAAGGUGCAGAAAGUCCGGAGGAGCCACUGCUGAGUUUUCCCAGUGAGCUGUCGGUGCUGGAGAGGCUGGGCUUGCACAGGGUGGCUUUGACAGAGCAGGACAUAGAGGCAGCCUUUGCCCACCUUGCACUGGCUUUUCGCUGCGAUGUGUUCACCCUGCGGCAACGGGUGCAGGUGGAGAAACGGGCACGGGAUGCAGCGGAGGAGAACAUCCAGGAGGAGCUGGGGCAGUGCCGUGCUGCCCUGGAGCGGCUGGGCCCGUCCUGCACCAGCGCGGGCUGCAAGGAGACGCUGGAGCAGCUGCAGCGCAGCCUGGCCGUGCUGGCAGCCGCUGUUGAACGGGCAACCAGUGCUGCAGAGAAACUGGGGGCUGUACAUCAGGAGGCCCGGAUGAGCCGGGCAGCAGAGGUGAUGGUCCAGCACGUGGAGAACCUGAAGCGGCACCACAUGCGGGAGCAUGCGGAGCUGGAGGAGAUGAAGCGCCUGAUCCAGCAGAACUCCCGCAACCGGCAGCUGGCGGAGACCCAGGAUGACAUGGAGCCACGGCUGAGGCCUCACCCCCUGAUGCGAACUUUCCAGCAGGGGUCUGCCCGCCGCAGAGUCAGCAUCGCCGUCAUCCCCAAGCAGCUCUUGCCAGGUGCCAGCCCGGACAGCCGAGCAGCCCCAGCCGGAGAGUCGGCGAGGGAGGGAGCCCAGAGCCAGCCCAGCACCCAGAGCGGUGAGCUGGAGCUGCGGGGCCAGAGCGGUGCUGCACCUGGGGAGCCAGUGACCGAGGCAGACAGCAGAGGUUUGAGUGCAGGGGACAAGGAGCUGGAGCAGCUUGGGCUGACGUGAGCAGUGCUCUGUGUGUGCCUAGAACGCCCCCGCUGCUGGACUCCCUGGGGUCCCACAGUGGCCAGCACAUGGGAAACGGGCUCGGGGUUGGUGAUGGAAGGCCGGGUGGUGUUUGGCUGCUUGGACAUGAGGAAAAGGUUCUUCACCAGAGAGUGCCGGAGCACUGGAACCCGCUCCCCAGGGAGCCUGACAGUGUUUGAGAAGCGUGUGAAUUUUGAGGUUGUCCUGUGCAGGGUCGGGAGCUAGAGUCUGAUCCUUGUGGGUCCAGCUCAACCCUGCUCUACCUCAGUUUUCCCUGUGCAUUGCGGGUCACCUGUGCCCUCCCUGGUCUUGCUUUACUUGGGUUUGCGAAAGGGGCAGUGAGGUUUGGGGUUGAGUUAAACACCUUUCUCAUACCCAGCUGGGGUGGGGUGGGAUUUGCUCUCCCCCCCCAGAUGAUGAGUGUUCGCGGUCGCCUUCU